UGGAGUCUUGUUACUAGGCUCGUCUGCUUAGUCAAAUUGUGGCCCAAGCUUUAAAUGUAUAAUACCUUAUUAUAAAUUAGUUAAUUAGUUAGGAACCACUUUAUAAUAGUCGUUUAAGUAUGGCUACAACAGCGAGAAAGCAGGACAUGCCUCCUCCUGGCGGGUUUCGACCAAUAAAUUAUGAAAGAAUCAAAGCUAGAACCUAUUUUUCAGGCCCUCAAAUGUUCCUUGGCUUUUUUGGAAUAACUGCUGCAGCUUCCUACCUUUAUAUCAAGGGAUACAAAAACCAGAUCCGGCAGCAGGUUGAAGUGCGAAGCUCACUAUUUGCUAUCCUACCUGUGAUGUUUGCAGAGCGAGAUAGAGCAUUCCUCAAGCAGCUCAAGGUCAACCGAGAUCUAGAAGCUGAUCUGAUGAAGAACGUUGAAGGUUGGGAAGUAGGUACGUACUACGGAGAGCCCAUCUACAAGACCAAGGACCCCGACUACCUCAUAGAGCCUCGCAUCCGAGAGUACUUCAUCCACAGCAGCUGGAAAGACGCUUCAAAACGUAUCGACAUCCGUCACGAGGGCUAGAUUUGAAGCCUGUAAACGUAGAAGUACAAACCAAGAAAAUUUAGAACUACUAAACAUAAUCUUGAGGGUUCUUGAAAUUAAGAAAACAAAUGUAAAUAGCCUUCCUUGAAUUAAAAAUGUUUACAAAAUU
This is a messenger RNA of Macrosteles quadrilineatus (aster leafhopper), 702 nucleotides long. RefSeq names its product NADH dehydrogenase [ubiquinone] 1 alpha subcomplex subunit 13-like. The transcript has 4 exons. NCBI's taxonomy places the organism in Eukaryota, Metazoa, Arthropoda, Insecta, Hemiptera, Cicadellidae. The coding region runs from base 120 to 572 and encodes 150 amino acids. The record is from RefSeq and is a predicted model, not a curated record.